UCAAAGGCUGGCCCUUGGAUUCCGCGCUGGUGCCGACGUCGACUGGCAGUGACACCAAACAAAAGCGCCCAGCUGCGGCCAUCGUACGUGAUUCAAGCCUUGCCACCAUGGGAAUUUUCGCACCCCGAAUAGGGGACGUGGGGCUGAUCCUCCUUUUCCGUGCUUCAUGGAUUACGCUGUCUUGCGGUGCCGUUUUUGAUCAUGUUUCUCCCGCUGUGUUUUUCCAGCGCACAGCCCGAGGAUCAGCUGCCGUGUUCUCCAGCCAUGUGACCAAAGUUUUCAAACGAGCUGACUAGAGUUGUACCGCAGGCACUCUAGAGUAGCACUGCUCGCAAGUGUCACCAACAGCGAGACACCCCUCUCAGAGACAGACCUCUCUCAGAUCUCUAGCCAGAUCCAUUGCGAUCGCAUCCGAUCCACUCCCUGCUCGCCACCGCCGGCAACACCCAAUCACUGCGCCUCUUGCCAGGGCCUCUAUGGACCCCAUCGGAGCGGCCAUGGGGCAUCCAGCCUGACCGCUUGUCAAGCUGAGACGCCUUAGCGCGUUGGCGGCUCAAGCGGACCCUGCCGGGAGCCCCUGCCCCCAUGCACCAAAUGGAACUGUCUCGCCUUGUUUCGGGCCGCCAGCUGCUGGCUCCCACCUGGCGUCCACCCGCCUUGCUGGCCUGCACGCUUACGCCAUGUCGAUUUCCCUUCUCUCGAUUUGUUUCCUUGAUCCAUCGAGCGAGUGCUGUGCGACGUGCGUUAUCCUUCCUUUUUCCCUUAUUCUUUCCUUUACCGUUUAUUGCCCUCGUUCGUUCGAUACUCUGGGGUACACGUUCCUUCUUUAGUGACAUCUCGGCCCCUGCUUUGCUUCUUUAAUAUUCUAUUUCGUCACCUUGCUCUUUUGCUGGCCAACCGGAGCAGCGGGGGAAAUCGAACCGACCGGACCGGCAUCGACAAUACCGACGACGACCUUGGCUUAACUAGAGGAUAUCCAGACCAGAGCGCGAGAAAACGCUUGGUCUUGCCGGACGUCUUUUCUCGUGAAUUUGCAGUAUUCCCUUUCUAUUUCUCUUGUCCAUAUUCGACACCAAUGAGGCGGACCUCGAGGUGACGGCCCUUCCACCUCCUCGCACCGCUCGAGUGCCCUUGAUGGCACACCGACGACUCUGCGAGCUCCUCUGGCUCCUCGCGACGGCCGCCCCGGCAUUACUAGUCUCGCCAGCACUAGCGCAAGAUGCGUUCCCACCAUCGACUGCCAUAGAGCCGCACGAUGCCGGCUGCGUGCACAUGCCCAUCUUCCACCGCAACAGGGAGCAGCAUGGAAACCCGAGCCGCCGCGCCGUUCAGCUGCCCUUCAGCCAGCGCUUUGAUGUAGGAUAUUACACACGCCUGAGUUUCGGCAACCCGCCCCAGGAGGCUCUCGUGCACCUCGACACGGGCUCCUUUGAGCUCUGGAUCAACCCGACCUGUAGUGUUUUGUCUGCCGGCGAGCGCGCCUUCUGCCAGACAGGCGGCAACUACGACUGGACCAAGUCGUCCACCGCCGAGGAUCUUGGGACCACCAACCAGCUGCGCUACGGCAUCGGUGCCGCCAACAUCUCGUACGUGCGCGACACCAUCGGCAUCCCCGGCACCAACAUGCAGGUCAACAACGCGCAGUUCGGCGUUGCCACGGCGAGCGAGCAACAGAACGCAGGUAUCCUGGGGAUUGGCCACGGCGUUGGCCAGACCAUCAAGUACAAGAACUUUAUCGACGAACUCAGGGAUCAGAACGUGACAAAGACCAAGGCAUUUUCCGUUGCGCUUGGCGGCAAGGACGAGAAGCAGGGUAUCGUCGUGUUUGGUGGCGUCGACACCUCCAAGUUCGCCGGCCGCCUGGCCCGCCUGCCCAUCAUCCCCGCCAUGAUGUCGCCCGACGGCGUGCGCCGUUACUGGGUGCAGAUGCAGAGCCUGACCCUCAACCCGCCCAGCCGCCGCGCCCGCACCUACAACAACAGCCGCAUGGCCGUGUUCCUCGACACUGGCUCGACUCUGACCCUGCUGCCCGAGGAGAUGGUCAAGGCCAUUGCCUCCGACUUUGGGUCCACGGCCAUGGACGCCCAGGGCUAUUGGCCCGUCAACUGCGACCUGACGAGGGUCAACGGCACGCUCGACUUUGCCUUUGACAACAUCACCAUUCGGGUUCCCUACAAGGAGCUGAUCCGAUCGUUCAAUGGCAACUGCGUCCUGGGCCUCAGCAGCAACUCCAACUUUGUCCUGCUGGGCGACACCUUCCUGCGCUCUGCCUACAUGGUGUUUGACCAGGAUGCCGACUGCAUCUGGAUGUCCCAGUACGUCAACUGUGGCGCCUCCCCGGGCGCUCUUCAGACGACCUCGUCGCUCCGCACGCUUGAGGGUCAGUGUUCGCGCCAGUUUGCAGGCUCGGGUGCCGGCUCGGCCGCCGUGAGCCCCCCGACUCCGUCGGGCACAUCGCCAGCAAUGAAACCACCAAGCACAAUCACUUCAACCCCAGCAAGCGGCACAAGGAUAGCAGGACCCGGCGGGCCCGCCGGCCCCGCCAACUCCGGGCCUGGGCGGCCUGUGGCGGGCUGGGGGGCUGGUUUCGCGGCCAUUUUGUCAUUGACCGCCUCACUCUGGCCUUUAUUAGUCUAAAUAAUAUUCUGGCCUUUUUCUUUUCUUUUUGUUUGGUGCUAUUCUCUUCCAGUCCUUAUAGUUCACAUGCCUCUGCUGCGCAUAUUUUACAUAUAUCCAGCCGUUGUUGGUGGUACAUAUUUUUUAUUUCUCAUGCGUCCCGCACACCUCAACCCGCAUAUCCCCCUGUAUCUCUCUAGAGGACGGGCUACUUUGGAUGGGCUUUGUUUUCCAGGUUUUGGAAAGUUGAUACCCUCAUACCUCCUGCUCAUUGUUCCUGAGUUAGCGUCACCGGUGGACGGCAUUUAGCAUGGCGGCGUUUUCUUCUCCCUUCGUUUCGGCACAACCCCC
This is a messenger RNA of Gaeumannomyces tritici R3-111a-1, 2967 nucleotides long. Its product is annotated as candidapepsin-8. Lineage: Eukaryota; Fungi; Ascomycota; Sordariomycetes; Magnaporthales; Magnaporthaceae. Gene Ontology annotation, biological process: proteolysis. The transcript has a single exon. Gene Ontology annotation, molecular function: aspartic-type endopeptidase activity. The coding region runs from base 1135 to 2637 and encodes 500 amino acids. The record is from RefSeq and is a predicted model, not a curated record.